Messenger RNA from Thermothelomyces thermophilus ATCC 42464, 416 nucleotides. RefSeq lists its product as uncharacterized. Gene Ontology annotation, biological process: tRNA aminoacylation. Bases 8 to 169 code for a protein of 53 amino acids. The record is from RefSeq and is a predicted model, not a curated record. Gene Ontology annotation, molecular function: tRNA binding; ATP binding; aminoacyl-tRNA ligase activity. The transcript has a single exon. Lineage: Eukaryota; Fungi; Ascomycota; Sordariomycetes; Sordariales; Chaetomiaceae.
UCAGGCCAUGGGUCUGCCGAAAGACAUGAGGGUCUUCGGUUUCGGUUUGAGCCUGGAGAGGCCAACCAUGAUUAAAUACGGCAUCUCGAACAUUCGCGAGUUGCUCGGCCACGGUGUUGAUCUCAACUUCAUCCAGAAGAAUCCAGCGGUACGAUUGGACAAGGACUAGAAUAGACGGAGGACAUCGUCAGAGAGUGCAUUUUUUUGAGAAUACCACAUACCUUACAUAUCCCCGGAACAGCCGCGUUGUGCAAAGCCGAAGGGCGCAAGAGCGACCGAUUGUGGCUGCGCGGAGAUGUGACGUUCUCGGAGGAGCAAGGCCAAGCCUCGGCCUUCGGCGCUGGAGAAGACCGCGGCAUUCCCGGUCACAGAAUGCUACCCUCCGGCAACCAUAUCCGGUCCUGCGGUGAAGAGUC